Messenger RNA from Solanum tuberosum (potato), 1113 nucleotides. RefSeq names its product DNA-directed RNA polymerase V subunit 7-like. The transcript is spliced from 3 exons. Lineage: Eukaryota; Viridiplantae; Streptophyta; Magnoliopsida; Solanales; Solanaceae. Bases 260 to 802 code for a protein of 180 amino acids. Gene Ontology annotation, molecular function: single-stranded RNA binding; single-stranded DNA binding. The record is from RefSeq and is a predicted model, not a curated record. Gene Ontology annotation, biological process: DNA-templated transcription initiation.
ACACGUGGCUAAUAAUUAGACUAUGAAUGAAAAAAGGACUAAACUGAACCCAAUUGAAAAUAACAUAACCCUUACCGUCUCGGUCUCGGUCGCCGUCGCCAUCGCCGGUUUCUCCACAAAAGGAAGCUGAUUGAAAUAUGGGGCAUUUGGUAGGUUGAUUUUCACAUGUUGCCCAAAACCUAGGGGGAAGGAUGGAUAUGUGUAUUAUUCAUUACGAAUUUAAGUUUUAUCUACUUAACAAUGUAAUUUGUCAUACAAAAUGUAUUUGAAAUCUCAAUUGUCAUGGAACGUGAUAAUCCCUGCUGAGAACCUUGAUGUUGAAGGUUUAAUGCUUCAGAAGGCAAUUGUUAUUCGCCUCCUGGAUGACUUCGCUUCCAAGAAGGCCUCCAAAAAUCUUGGUUACUUUAUGGCUCUUACUACAUUGGAGAGGAUUGGGGAAGGGAAAGUUCGAGAACACACUGGUGAUGUGCUUUUCCCUGUAGAAUUCAGCUGCAUUACCUUCAAGAUAUUCCGUGGAGAGAUUUUGGAAGGGGUUGUUGACAAGAUCUUGAAGCAUGGUGUCUUCUUGAGAUGUGGCCCCACUGACAAGGUAUACCUCUCUCAUCAGAAGAUGGCUGAUUAUAAGUAUGUGCCUGGAGAAAAUCCCAUCUUUAUGAAUGAGAAGAUGUCAAGAAUUGAGAAAGACACUGUGGUGCGUUUCAUCGUGGUUGGAGCAAGGUAUGUGGAGGCGGAGAAGGAAUUCCAAGCAGUUGUGAGCUUGGAGGGUGAUUACCUCGGACCCAUCUCACAAAAUGCUGUUUAGAUUUCGGUUAUUCACCAUGGUUGGUUCAUUUCAGACAUAGACCAGUGACAUGUAAAGCUAACUUCUGUAGCUAUAUCUGUAUUUAGUACUGUUUUGACUUUUUUGUUGAUGUUGCUGACCCUCUGUUUAGUGUCUUUGGUUGCUUAAGCCCUCAAGUGGUCAUGUUCUUCGCAGAUACAUUUACUUGUUAAGGUGAUAAACCUUUCCACAAAAUACCUUUCUGAAGUGUCUAGUUCUCUCGACUAAUUUCUCUCUAUGUGAACUUUUUUUAUUAUGUAUUGAAAAUGUUAUGAUCAGUAGUUCAAUGAUAG